GUUACCUGUUCGUCGUCUGUCCUAGUUACCUGUUCGUCGUCUGUCCUAGUUACCUGUUCGUCGUCUGUCCUAGUUACCUGUUCGUCGUCUGUCCUAGUUACCUGUUCGUCGUCUGUCCUAGUUACCUGUUCGUCGUCUGUCCUAGAUACCGGCCCAUGCUUAUGGCUAAUGCAACAUUUGGACUGUUGUUCUCGUAUGUGUGUCGGCAACAUGCACCAUUUAUUUUUCUCUUCCAUUGGUGGAGAUCUUUUAAGCCAUGUUGUCCACAAAGAGCUUUUAAAACCAAGUUAUCCAAAAACAAAGAGGUUGCCUCCCCCGAGUUAUCUCCCCCCACCUGGUCCAUGCACCUGUCCCACAGGUGCACUUCUCCUCAAAGAUGCCUUCCCUGAGGCUGAGUCUAAGGAGCUGAUGCAGCGCAGACAAAAGGAGCUCCGACAACACAAAAACAGGACUGAGUCUGUGUUAUCCACACGGCUGUAUGCUCCGUCUAACUCUCCCCUGCAGUACCCUAUCCAGGGUUUCAAAGUACGACCUAUGACCCCCACCUUCAUCCCAGGUCUAGCACUGCAUGCAGCACAAAGAAGCAACUACACGGUCUCCUUGAAAGUGUCCAAAGGAGUCCUGAGCACAGUGAUUCCAGCUGAAGGAGCGCAGGUCCAAGGUAAUGGUGAGAGCCGACUGAUGAUGGAGACCAGCAGCCUGGAGGCCCUCAAUGAGCUGCUGGCUGAUGUGUCCUAUACCAGCACUGUUUACCACAUACACACCGGAGACCUCGCAUCCUUCCAGUUUGAGGACCAUGAGGCUGUGUUUCCCAUUACCAUCAAACAGCCUCAACCUCCAGUCCUGUACGACAUGGGAACAGAUAUCAACUCUCAAGUCACCAUCACCACAAAGACGUUCCUGCGCUACCCAGAACUCAAUCUGUUGUUGAAAAGCAUCCGGCAGUUCUAUAAAGACAUGGAAGUUAUCAUCGCAGAUGACAGCUUUGUAACAGAGAAGAUUACUGGAGAUCACAUCCAACAUUUCAUCAUGCCUCCAGCACAGGGCUGGUUUGCUGGCAGGAACCUGGCGGUCUCCCAGGUCACCACCAAGUACUUCCUGUGGGUGGACGAUGACUUCCUGUUUACAGAGUUGACGAAAAUCGAAGAGAUGGUGAGAGUGAUGGAGGCGAACCCUGAACUCGACGUGCUCGGCGGUAAAGUAGGAGGAAACCAGUUUUCUUUCUCUCUCAUCUAUGAGGAAGGAGACGAAACGGAAGGUGGCUGCAUGUACAGGAAGUCCAGAGGGAGGUACCACUCUCUUCCUGGUUACCCACAAUGCUCAUUGGUCAGUGGAGUGGUCAACUUCUUCCUGGCUCGUACAGAUGCCGCACAGAGGGUGGGAUUCGACCCUAAGCUCAAGAGGGUAGCACACUCAGAGUUCUUCAUGGAUGGCCUUGGCUCCUUGAUGGUGGCAACGUGUGGCCAUGUGUCCAUUGGACAUCAGAAAGCACGUGCAAACAACCACUACGGGAGGUUCAGACACCCUGGCGAUAAUGAUCGGCACUCAAGAUCGCAGCUUAACUUCUUUAAAAACCACCUGAAGUGUCUCCUCUUUGGAUAG
Gymnodraco acuticeps is the source of this 1602-nucleotide messenger RNA. Its product is annotated as beta-1,4 N-acetylgalactosaminyltransferase 2-like. NCBI's taxonomy places the organism in Eukaryota, Metazoa, Chordata, Actinopteri, Perciformes, Bathydraconidae. Bases 169 to 1602 code for a protein of 477 amino acids. The transcript is spliced from 12 exons. Gene Ontology annotation, biological process: UDP-N-acetylglucosamine metabolic process; UDP-N-acetylgalactosamine metabolic process. The record is from RefSeq and is a predicted model, not a curated record.